Molecule: messenger RNA, 1740 nt
Organism: Xylona heveae TC161
Lineage: Eukaryota; Fungi; Ascomycota; Xylonomycetes; Xylonales; Xylonaceae
Product: amino acid transporter-like protein
Exons: 3
Coding region: 1-1740 (579 amino acids)
Biological process (GO): amino acid transmembrane transport
Cellular component (GO): vacuolar membrane
Molecular function (GO): amino acid transmembrane transporter activity
Source: RefSeq, a predicted model, not a curated record
AUGGCGCAUCCUAUUGGGACGCCAGCGGGCACUUCUUUAACAUCUCAAGCCCCUGGCGAUCCUCACGAUUCAAGUGUGCAGUUUGAGGAAUAUCUUUACUAUGCCUCGUUGACACGAACUUUUGAAGCUCAGCAAUCCGAGGCGAAUAUCACGACCAGGCGGCUCAGUGCAUUUUGGCGACGCUUUGGGCCCAUGCAUGACAAGAACUCUCAGCCAAAGGCAGAAAACUCGGCCGAGAAAUCAGCAGAGCCGAAGCCGGAUCCUAAAAUCAGUCCCUCUUCGACCUUGAGCUCACAGUCCCUGGUCAGUGACGAGGACUGGUAUCAUAUUGCGAGAGCCCGCCGGGCCGCCACCUGGGGCACUGUUUUCUAUCUAAUCACCACAGACAUUUUGGGGCCGUGGUCCGUUCCAUGGGCAAUGUCCAAGAUGGGCUACGGUCCCGGUGUCGUCUUAUAUACAGUGUUUGGGGCAUUUGCUGGCUACUCCGGCUAUCAGUUAUGGCGCAUGUUUCUCAAUUUAGAUUCUUACAAAUACCCCGUCAAGAAUUUUGGCGAUCUGGUCUUUCGAAUCUACGGGAGAUGGGCACGGCAUUGCAGCAAUGUUCUGCAGUCGAUUCAGUUGCUUUUCAAUGUCGGAAUCGUUAUCCUCGGUAAUGCGCAGUCCUUGUCACAAGUGACCAGAGGAAGCCUCUGCUUCGUCAUUUGCUGCGUUGUGUGGGCAGCGGCAGGCAGCCUCUUAGGGCAAAUCCGAUCGUUGAAGAAAUUCAGCUGGGUUGCUCACAGCUGUAUCUGGGUCAACCUCAUCAUUGCCUUUCUGGUCAUGGGCGUCGCGGCGAAUAGCCCACCCAACUUCGAGGCCGCCUUGGCGAACAAUGGUGUGCCGGAGGGACCAGUCGUGACCCAUGCAGGCUCCCCGCCAGAAGUUGGCUUUCAGGCUGAGCUUGUUGGCCUGAUGCAGUCGGUCUACGCCUAUGGGGGCGCCAUGAUUUUCUGCGAGUUCAUGUCGGAAAUGAAACGCCCAUGGGACUUUUGGAAAGGCAUGAUUUGCGCCCAGGGCUUGAUCUACUGCUGCUACCUCUUGUUUGGACUCUUUACAUAUUCGUACCAGGGACAAUUCACCAUCAACCCCGUGUACCAGGGUCUCUCGCCAUACGCAUGGCAAAGCGUCGGCAACGUGCUUGCCAUUGUACAAUGUGUCAUCUACGGAGCCCUGUGCAGUAACAUUGCCAUCAAGCUCCUCUGGCAGACCUUUGUGCAAGAAGGGUUCAAGGGUCCGGACAUUGACUCUCACGUGGGCCAGAUACUCUGGAUCUUCUUGAUUCCACUUUAUUGGUUCCUCGCCUUUGUCAUCGCCACCGCCGUUCCUCAAUUCAGCAACAUUUCCAGUCUGAUUGCAGCGCUUUGCAUUCAGCAAUUCACGUACACCUUUCCGCCUAUCCUCAUGCUUGGGUUCGAGAUCAAAAAGGAUGCCAUGCAAGAGGGCGAAGGGUUCGAUCCAGUCACACGAACAGUGACACGACGUGACUCGGGCUGGCGCCGUUGGCGACGGGGAAUAGCGAAGCAAUCGCCAGUCAAGUUGUUCAACUUGAUUUUCGCUCUGGGUGCUGCCGCCACGGCCAUACUCGGUUUCUACUCGAGCCUCAGAGCCAUUAUCGAAAGUUUUGAAGGCGCUCAUGUUGCGACGUCUUUUGGCUGCGCUUCUCCAGUUAUUCUUAAUACCACUCGCACCCACAGAUUUUGA